Messenger RNA from Biomphalaria glabrata, 1706 nucleotides. RefSeq lists its product as uncharacterized. The record is from RefSeq and is a predicted model, not a curated record. The transcript has 8 exons. The coding region runs from base 127 to 1452 and encodes 441 amino acids. Lineage: Eukaryota; Metazoa; Mollusca; Gastropoda; Planorbidae.
UUUUAAAUAAAUUCAUAAACCAAUGGAUUCAAAAUACCAGUCUUUAUUGAGAUUCGAACACAGGACCCAAGGUUCGGAAGCCAAGCACUUAACCACUCAGCCGCCAAGUCCUCUGACAUAGACACGAUGUCCUGCAAGAGAAAAACUCCAUUUGAUAGAAAAGUGUGUAAAAUAUUCAAACCAGAAAAAAACUGUACAUUCAUUUCUUUUGCAAAAGAACUCAUUGAUCAAACUGUUUUUCCAUAUUAUCCCCCUGACCUAGCAGACUUUAUCAGUCUUGGGGAUGAGAAUCAAGAUACAGAUUCUCAUCAUUUCACCAAUGACCAGUCCAAGGUCCAGUCAGAUGAUGUUGAAGAUCCACUAAUUGAUGAUCAUAAAACUCAGGAGUCAGAAGGUGGAAAAGCUGAUCUACACAAAUAUCUUGUGGGCUGUGAGAAGAAUCCAGAUCCUCAUCAUUUCACCAAUGACCAGUCCAAAGUCCAGUCAGAUGAGGUUAAAGGUCAACUAAUUGGUGAUCAUGAAUUUCAAAAGUCAGAAGGUGGAGAAGCUGAUCUACACAAACAUCGACGUGACUGUAAGAAGAAUCCAGGUCACAGCCAGUUUAUACCUGUUGAUACAUUCGCCUUGAAAGAUUUACCUGACGAUCUUCAAGACGAUGAUUUGUAUGAACUCAUCAAAGUUACAGCUGACCUCACUGUUCAAAUUAAUGUUAGAAAGAUAAGUCCACACAGACCUGAGCAUUGGCCUAAGACAUCUCAACCAUAUCCAUAUUUUAAAAUGUCAGAAAAAAAAAAUAAUUUAUAUACAGGAAGUGGAAGAGUGUGGAUUAUAAACAAGUAUCAAGAUGGAGACGUACACUUUGGACGUACUGGCUACCCAAAGUGUUGGUGUAGAAAAUGUGAAAAAUCAAACUCAUCCAGCAAAGUGUGGUGGGAGUUUGGAGUGAACACAGCCACACAUGUGGUUUUUGAUAACAUUGAGGCCGAAUACACAACCUUGAGAUUGUUUUAUGAUAGAGAUGGAAGUCCAGAGGUCAUUGUUGAUAAGCUCUGUGUUACUGAUACCAUAAUUGAGGAUGACAGGUGUGAGUUGAGAUGUGUGACAUGUGAUGAUAAUUUAGGAAAUAAACUGAUGAAAACAUGCAUAGAUUUUGAAAAAAUCAAUAUGAAAGUCUAUCACAAAUACUCUUACUCUAGAUCUAAAAAAAAGUUGACUUUUAUAGUGUCACAUCCUCAUGGAUGUUCUAAACAAAUCAGUGUUGGUCAAUGGAAGGACAAAAUAGAGGUGGAUAUUAAUAAAUCUCAGUUUACUUAUACAACUUGUACAUGUCCAGGAAGUAGUGGAGCACAUGUCUACUGUCUAGGGUAUAACUGGACUUUUACUAAUCUUAUCCACACUGGAUGUUUUUUGAAGUCUGGGUUAAAUUGCAGUGGAGUUAGUCAUGUCUAUUAAGUUGUUUCCAUUGUGAGUUGUCCAGCUCCACCAUGAAGAUGUUUUGAGAACCUUUGACAUUCUAAACAUCAAAAUCAAAUGUCUCUUUAGUCUUGAGAUAAAUACAUUUAUACUUUGUAAUAGAUAUUGAUUUAUUUAUUUACUACAAACAUUUUGUUUUGGACUUAGAAAAAAUACAAAUCUUCCUAUUGCCUUAGAUCAACUUUUUUUCUUGUUAUGUAAAUAAAUUGUGUAUGCUGUCUUUAAACUUACAA